Molecule: messenger RNA, 1194 nt
Organism: Rhizophagus irregularis DAOM 181602=DAOM 197198
Lineage: Eukaryota; Fungi; Glomeromycota; Glomeromycetes; Glomerales; Glomeraceae
Biological process (GO): heme biosynthetic process
Cellular component (GO): cytoplasm
Molecular function (GO): hydroxymethylbilane synthase activity
Source: RefSeq, a predicted model, not a curated record
GAACUUUAGAUUUUAUAAUGGCUUCGAGUUCUGAGAUUACAAUAGGUAGUCGUAAAUCUCAACUGGCUUUAAUUCAAACUAAACAUGUACAACAACUGUUGGAAGCUUCAUUUCCUGACCACUCGUUUCCCAUCACAAGCAUGACAACGAUCGGUGACCAAAUUCUCUCCAAACCUUUAUUUCGUAUCGGUGAAAAAUCCUUAUUUACCAAAGAACUUGAAAUAGCGUUACAAAAUAAAGUUGUAGAUUUAGUUGUUCAUAGCCUUAAAGACUUACCUACUACCCUUCCAGAGGGAAUGACCAUUGCAGCUGUUUUAAAACGAGAAAAUCCUAGAGAUGCUCUCGUCAUUAAAGAAGGUUUGUUAUACAAGUCAGUGGAUGAACUGCCAAAAGGUAGUGUAAUUGGUACUGGCAGUACCAGAAGAAUAGCCCAAUUGAAAGCUGCUUUCCCGGAUUUAGUAUUUCAGGACGUUAGAGGGAAUUUAAAUACAAGACUUGCAAAAUUAGAUGAUCCAAAUGGACCGUAUUCUGCUCUUGUUUUAGCUGUAGCAGGUCUUGAACGUUUAGAAAUGAGACAUCGGAUCUCUCAGAUUUUUCCAUCAAAUGUUAUGUUAUAUGCGGUUGGGCAAGGUGCGUUAGCUGUAGAAUGUCGAGUUGAUGAUAAACAAAUUAUUGAACUACUGUCCGUGCUCGAAGAUAAAGACACGAGAUUAAGAUGUUCAGCAGAACGUUCACUAUUGCGCACUUUAGAAGGCGGAUGCAGUGUUCCUAUUGGUGUUAAUACGGAAUUCAUAGAGACACAAAAUGGAACACGAGAAUUAAAAUUAUUAGGAUUAGUAGCAAAACUAGAUGGAUCAGAAGUUAUUAAAGCUGAAGCCCAAAAAAACGUUGAUGAGGAUGGAAUCGAGGCAGCAAAUGAACUUGGUAGAGAGGUUGCCGCAAUUUUGAUAGAAAAAGGAGCAAAUAGAAUAUUGGAAGAAUUGAAAACUUCGCGACAAUAAUAAUUUUUUUAUUAUUAAUAAAUAUUUGCAAUCUUGGUUUUAAAUUUCCAUUAAUUCAGAAGAAUGAUGCAUGUUAUAUAGUUUUUUUUAUAUGUAUCAGUGAUAUUACAAUAUAUAUACAAUAGAACAGACAGAAUAAUUAUUCUCUAUUUUAGUUGUUUAAUACAAGAUGUUUUUAAUUCAUUUAUUUCAC